Molecule: messenger RNA, 1372 nt
Organism: Phalacrocorax carbo (great cormorant)
Lineage: Eukaryota; Metazoa; Chordata; Aves; Suliformes; Phalacrocoracidae
Source: RefSeq, a predicted model, not a curated record
AUGGGGGUCCCAGGGGGUGAUCAGGGCGCCGGGGCAUGCCCUGCCCCAAUCGGUGUCGCCGAUGAUUCCGAGGUCCCCCGAGUCGCCGGCCAUGGCCGGGCCCCGGCUGCCCCCCGCCCUCGGGCUCCUGCUGCUCUGCCUGUGCCUCCCAGACGCCUCCGGCCGCUGCGACUCCGGCUCCCGAUUGGUCCCGCUGACGGCCGGGGUGGAUCCCUGCAAGGAUCCCCCCGGAUUCCUCAGCCCCCAGCUGGGCGGGGACGCGGCCGGACCCUCCGGGGGCGGGGCGGGAUCCCCCGGCGGGGCGGGAUCCUACGGAGGCGGUUCGGGAUCCCCCGGCAGUUCGGGAUCCUACGGGGGCGGAUCGGGAUCCCCCGGCAGUUCGGGAUCCUACGGGGGCGGAUCGGGAUCCCCCGGCAGUUCGGGAUCCCCCGGCAGUUCGGGAUCCUACGGAGGCGGUUCGGGAUCCCCUGGCAGUUCGGGAUCCUACGGGGGCGGAUCGGGAUCCCCCGGCAGUUCGGGAUCCCCCGGCAGUUCGGGAUCCCCCGGCAGUUCAGGAUCCUACGGGGGCGGAUCGGGAUCCCCCGGCAGUUCGGGAUCCCCCGGCAGUUCGGGAUCCUACGGGGGCGGAUCGGGAUCCCCCGGCAGUUCGGGAUCCCCCAGCAGUUCGGGAUCCUACGGGGGCGGAUCGGGAUCCCCCGGCAGUUCGGGAUCCCCCAGCAGUUCGGGAUCCUACGGGGGCGGAUCGGGAUCCCCCAGUGCAUCCCAGGGAGGCGGAAGCUCUUCGGGAUCCUACGUAUCGCCGGAAUCUUCCGGGGGCAAGCCAGGAUCCUACGGGAGCAGACCGGGAUCCUACGGGGACGGCUCAGGAUCCUUUGUGUCACCGGGAUCCGGCGGGCGGCUGGGAUCCUACGGACUCGGGCCUCACGGGGGCGGAUCCGGCUCCCACGGGGGAAGCGGAUCCUACGGGGGAUCCAGCUCAGGAUCCCAAGGGGGGAUGGGAUCCGCAUCAGGCAGACCCGGCUCAUCACAAGGAGGAUCCAGUUCAGGAUCCUCUGGGACUGGAUCGGGAUCGGGCAGACCCGGAUCCCAAGGGGGAAGCGGAUCCGGAUCCUACGGGGGCGGGUCGGGAUCCUCUGGGGGAUCAUACGGAGGAUCCGGUUCAGGAUCGGGCAGCCCCGGCUCCCAGGGGGGCAGCGGAUCCCAAGCAAGCAGUGGAUCCGGAUCCUAUGGGGGGCUGAGCUCCUACGGGGACAGCUCGGGAUCCUACGGGCUCCCUGCUUCCUACGGGGAUGAUUCGGGAUCCUACGGGGGCUCACCGGGAUCUUCCGGGGGACUGGGAUCUCAGGGGGGUGGAUCGGGAUCUUAUGGGGGA